UAGAAAACCUCAGCUAUGAUUGGUCUCACAGUCUCACCAGAGGUGGCACUUGCGGAUGAACCAGUGAAAAUCCAAGCUUGGGGUCUCCGACCACAAGAGUUAAUUACACUGAGAGCAUGGCUGAAGGACGAAAAAGGUGAAAUCUUUUACUCCCGAGCCUUCUACAUGACAGAUGAAGAGGGGAAGGUGGAUUUAGAGCAUACACCGGCCACUGGUGGAGACUUCCAAGGAGUUCAUCCAAUGGGACUCUUCUGGGCUCUGAAGCCAGUUACUCCAUUUUUAAGGUUGUUAAAACGUGAUGUGAUAGGAAGUCCUUUCUAUGUUCACCUGGAGCUCUACCGACAUUUAGAAAUAACUCCAUCUCCAAAAGAUAUUCCAACCAUCAUUAAAGUUGUACAAAGAUGGUAUGCCAGUCCUCGCGUCCAGAGAGUGCAGAUCAGAGAAGGGCGAGUCCGGGGGACUCUCUUUCUUCCUCCAGGAGAAGGCCCUUUCCCUGGAGUCAUUGACAUACCUGGUAGAAUUCAUGGUCUAAUAGAGUUUAAAAGCAGCCUGCUGGCCAGCCGAGGGUUUGCUUCUCUUGCCUUGGCCUAUUUUGCCUACGAAGAUCUGCCAAGCCAAUUGGAAAACAUAGAUCUGAAAUACUUUGAAGAAGCUGUUCAGUGGCUGAGUAACCAUCCAAAAGUUUCGGGAGCUGGGGUUGGAAUAAUCUCUUUUAGCAAAGGGGUAGAGCCAGCCUUGGCAAUGGGAGUUUAUUUGCCCCAAGUGGCUGCUACCAUCUGUGUCAAUGGAACCAAUGCAAUCAAUGGAGAGGCUCUCAGCUAUGGAGAUAUCAUCUUUCCUGCAAUCCCUUAUCAAGCAGAAAGAAUACUAACCACAGAUAGAGGAACCAUUCUCGUCUAUGAGUUAAUGGGAGAUCCAAGAAAGCCUGAAUAUCAUAAUUCCAUAAUUCCAGUGGAGAGGGCCCGAGGACCCAUCCUCUUUUUGGUGGGAGAAAAUGACCAGGUGUAUAACAGCUUAUUUUUUGCCAAGGAGGUAUUAGCCAGAGCACACAAAUACGGCAAGCAGGAUGUCUACUUACGGAGUUACCCUGGAGCUGGCCACCUUCUGGAGCCACCCGGUUUACCCCAUUGCUCUGUGAGCAGAGUUCAUUUACUUCCACUCCCAUUGAACUUUGGGGGGGAACUUGUGUCUCACUGCAGGGCCCAAGAAAGCUGCUGGAAAGAGAUACUGGACUUCCUGCGUAAAAAUAUACCAUGCUCUCGGCAGAAUAAGUUAUGA
This is a messenger RNA of Nanorana parkeri, 1278 nucleotides long. Its product is annotated as acyl-coenzyme A amino acid N-acyltransferase 1-like. Bases 16 to 1278 code for a protein of 420 amino acids. Gene Ontology annotation, molecular function: fatty acyl-CoA hydrolase activity. The record is from RefSeq and is a predicted model, not a curated record. The transcript is spliced from 3 exons. Gene Ontology annotation, biological process: acyl-CoA metabolic process; fatty acid metabolic process. Lineage: Eukaryota; Metazoa; Chordata; Amphibia; Anura; Dicroglossidae.